Molecule: messenger RNA, 363 nt
Organism: Aspergillus japonicus CBS 114.51
Lineage: Eukaryota; Fungi; Ascomycota; Eurotiomycetes; Eurotiales; Aspergillaceae
Exons: 3
Coding region: 1-363 (120 amino acids)
Source: RefSeq, a predicted model, not a curated record
AUGCAGCUCCUUUCCCUCGCCACCAUGGCCGUCCUCGCCGGCGUCGCCGCUGCCAAGCGAAACGUUUACAUGUGCCCCGGACCCAACUGGACGGGCCCUUGCACUCUGUUCGGCUUCGACAAUGGCGAGUGCAUGGAUAUCAGCUUCUGGGAUACCCUGGGCUCUAUCGGUCCGGAUGAGGGCUUGGUCUGCUCCAUGUUUGUUGAACCCGGCAACUGCUACAUGACGACGGGCAACUUCAACUCGGGAGGCUUCGUCAGCCCCGGCAUUGCCGACUUGACGACCUGGCAGAUGGGCAGCGGCGAGAAGUGGCCGGGAUACUGGUUCAGCAACGCCAAGACUGUCCAGUGCUUGUACCAGUAG